Salmo salar (Atlantic salmon) is the source of this 3435-nucleotide messenger RNA. RefSeq names its product cerebellin-1. NCBI's taxonomy places the organism in Eukaryota, Metazoa, Chordata, Actinopteri, Salmoniformes, Salmonidae. Gene Ontology annotation, biological process: maintenance of synapse structure. Gene Ontology annotation, cellular component: synaptic cleft; glutamatergic synapse. Gene Ontology annotation, molecular function: protein binding; zinc ion binding. The record is from RefSeq and is a predicted model, not a curated record.
CCACCUAUAACAGGAAGAGCUCACCUGUAUCUCAACACACUGAACACACCUGUGUUGAAUAGGACCGGACUAAACACUUUUUUUCUGCUUACCUGGUUCUGAUUACUCACAGGCAUGGCUUCCCUCAUGUCAGAGGAGCAGUUCCAGUGCUGUAUCUGCCUGGACAUCUUCACCAACCCCGUGUCCAUCCCGUGCGGUCACAACUUCUGCCUGACCUGCAUCAAAGGCUACUGGGACACCCGCGAGCGCUUCGAGUGCCCCCUCUGCAAGGAAAGCUUCCUCCGUCGGCCAGAGCUACGCAUCAAUCGCGCUUUUAAGGACAUCACUGAGCACUUCCAGAGGUCCCUAAAGGUCAAAGCCCAGCAGGCAGAUGAAGGCGAUUAUCAAGAUAUAGGAGUAUUAGCGUCACAGUGUUCACCAGGGCUCGGUCCUGAGCCCGAUGCAGUUUCCUGCGAUGUCUGUACCGGGACGAAGCAGAGAGCUGUUAAGUCCUGUCUGGUAUGUCAGGGGUCGUACUGCGAGAACCACCUGGGGCCUCACCAGAGAGAGCCGGCCCUCCAGAGGCACAGGCUGACGGACCCAGCAACCUUCGCCACGCGAGGCCUGUGCCGGAAGCAUGAGAGGCCCCUGGAGCUGUACUGCAGGAACGACCAGACACCGGUGUGUGUGAGAUGCAAUGAGACUGACCACAAGGGCCACAACACUAUCCCUAUGGAGAGAGAGAACAAGAAGAUGAGGACUCAGAUGAAGAAGACUGAAGGAGAUUUGUUGAAGAUGGUUCAGGACAGACUGAGGAAGAUGGAUGAGAUCAAACACUCAGUGGAGCUCAGCAGAAUAAGUGCUGAAAAAGAAAUUGAGGGCAGUGUACUAGUCUUUAGCGAACUGGUGUGCUCCAUCGAGAGAAGCCAGGCUGAGCUCAUCGAGGUGAUUGAGGAGAAGCAGAAAGCAGCAGAGAGGCGCGCUGAAGGGCUCAUCAAUGAGCUGGAGCGGGAAAUCAUUGAACUACAGAGAAGAAGCACUGAGCUGGAGCAGCUCUCACACACAGAGGACCAUCUCCACUUCCUACAGAGUUUUCCCUCUCUCUCCACUCCUCCACCCACCAAGGACUGGUCUGAGAUCAGUGUAUACUCCGAUCUAUGUGUGGACACUGUGAGGGCUGCUAUGUCUCAGCUUGUGGACACCUGCAGAGACUUCGAAAAGAGAUUAUGUGAAGCGGAGCUGAGGAGAACCCAGAAAUAUGCAGUGGACGUCACUCUGGAUCCAGUCACAGCCGCCUCGUGGCUCGUCCUGUCCUCCGAUGGGAAGCAGGUGAGUCUGGGAUACCAGCAGAACCACUCCCUUCCUGCUGACCCUCGGAGGUUUGACUCCUGCGUCUGUGUGCUGGGAAAGCAAGGCUUUGCCACCGGGAGGCGCUACUGGGUAGUCCAGGUGGGCGACAAGACAGACUGGGAUGUGGGCGUGGCUAAAGAGUCUGUCAACAGGAAGGGGAGUGUCACGGUGAGGCCGGACCAAGGCUACUGGGCUGUGUGCCGGAGGAAAGGCAGCCAUCUUAGCGCGUGCGCCGGGCCAUCUGUCCCCCUUCACCUGAGAAAGAAGCCGCGGAAGGUUGGGGUGUUUGUGGAUUUCGAGGAGGGAUUGGUCUCCUUUUACAACAUGGAGGCGAAGGCUCAUAUUUAUAGUUACAGGGGAUGCGGCUUCACUGAGACACUGUAUCCGUAUUUUAACCCCUGUCUCCAUGACGACGGGAAGAACACCGCCCCAUUGGUUAUCUGUUCUGUGGAAGGGGAGGCGGGGCCUAUACAGGAAAUUGUGAGGUCUAAGGUCCCGCCCGCGGCCCUGGCGCUGGCUGGGAGGAGCCGUCAAUCAUCUGUUGGCUCUGUUUCGCUACACUUCUGAGACUGUUAUCUGACAGUUGACUUUGAGAGAUACUUCUGAAAAAUACUACCUGCGUUGAUGGACAGAACCAAUCAUGCAUAUCUAAGAUCAAUCAGAACUUGGCAAUGACAUAAGCAUAAAAGUUAAAUGAUGAUUUUGUAUCCAGAUUUGGUAGAAUUGAUUCUUAUAUUUCAUAGCUUAAUGUGCAACAGGUGUAACUAAAAAUCACCUUGAGAUUGUUUUCUUACUAGCUUUCUACAUUUUGAGGAGAAAGAAAGAAAGGAUAUGAGAGGAUAGAGAGAAAAGGGAAGAGAGGGAGGAGUUUGGAACAGGUAGGAAAAAAAGCAAACAGACAUUGUAUGUGAUGCUCGUGAUACGAUUACACGUCGGUUUGAACACCGGGGUUCCCUGAGAGAGAAAGAGGGCAGGGUUAGAAAGGAGGGAGAGAGAUAUGAAAGAGGGCAGGGUUAGAGAGAGGGAAACGAGAGUGAGGAAAGGAGGGAGAGAGGUGUGAGAGAGCGAGAGGUUGGGGGGUAGAGAGCAUGUGAGAGUGAGAGAAUGCGAGACAGGGAGGGAAAAGUGAGAGAAAAGGAACAGAAAAAGGAGUAACUUCCUCAUUGCUACAUGAAAACAUAGAAAUACAGUUAUUGCAAAGGGUCAAGGUUGGGGAGGACCACCUGACCACACGACUCCACAGCUCCCAACUGACAGAGAGACAGAGAGAGAUGCAUACCUGUUCAUUUGGAAAACUCAGACGUGUGUUACUAAUCUGGUAACACAGGUUGGGGACCUGGACAAACUUGGCUGCAAGAGGGGUUGGAUCAAAGCCACAGCCCAAAGGUGGGUUCCAAGGGAUCGGGCAUCUACCAUCCACUAUUCAGAUUCAGUAGGUUUGGAUCAAUUGACCCUGGAAGGAUUUAAACUGUGAUUUAGCGGAUUACUGUGUGGUUGAGACAAGAAGACUGCGAAGACAGACAUUGGUUCACUGGAAUUUGUCAUAUCUUCACAAAGGAUAGUUUUUUUACUGAAACUGUGUGUGGAAACUGACAUUUUCAAUUGUGAAAACAGAUAAACUAACAUCCCCAGAACACCCAAGAGUUCACAACCAUUUCAGACAAUAUGCCCUGCCUUCCGCUUCCUUGUUCAUCUUUGCCCCGUCCCAUAAUGUCCGUAAGCCCCACCUUGUUCCUUGGACUAAUUCUGUUCCUCCAAUUUGGUCCCCCGGGGGCCAGGGCUCAGAAUGACACUGAGCCAAUCGUGUUGGAGGGGAAGUGCCUGGUGGUUUGUGACUCCACCCCCUCAUCGGAACCGUCGGGUAACGCUCUGGGGAUGUCGGUGCGGUCGGGGACUGGUCGAGUGGCGUUUUCCGCUGUCAGGAACACCAACCACGAACCCUCGGAGAUGAGCAACCGUACUAUGACCAUAUAUUUUGACCAGAUCCUUGUGAAUGUGGGCAGCCAUUUUGAUCCAGCACGGAGCAUCUUCGUGGCGCCUAGAACAGGAGUCUAUAGUUUCUGUUUCAACGUGGUCAAGGUCUAUAACCGACAGACCAUUCAGGUG